This is a messenger RNA of Octodon degus (degu), 600 nucleotides long. Its product is annotated as putative methyl-CpG-binding domain protein 3-like 5. Lineage: Eukaryota; Metazoa; Chordata; Mammalia; Rodentia; Octodontidae. The record is from RefSeq and is a predicted model, not a curated record. The transcript has a single exon. The coding region runs from base 1 to 600 and encodes 199 amino acids.
AUGAUACCCCAGAAUUUACAGAAGAAGCCACUUCCUGCCUCCAAGGGCAAGCAGAGGGCAGCUGCGGGCUCAGCCUUGCCUGUGCGACUGACCAGCUGCAUCUUCCCGAGGCCAGUCACUCUCAUCACCGCCCACCCUGGCAACGAGGUCCGCUGUGGUCCGCAGGAGGACAAGCUGGAGAAGCCCCAGCAGCUCUGUGCCAGCUGGAGCCUGCAGGCGCUCAAGCACCAAGGCAGCAAAGAAGUUUUGAGCCAGUCAGAAUUUGCAAAAGCCUCUAGAAUAAUGACUGUAGGACACAGACGUGGAUCCCUGGGCCGAUCAGCUGCCGAGAGCGUGCAGCCUGCCCCUGGCCUGUCUCCAUUUUGGAAAGAGAUGAUCCCGGAAGCUUUGCAUCUCUUACCUCCCUCUUCUAGUCAUCACGUGACUGCCGCAGACAUCCAGAACCAGGUGGACAGAGUGAAGAAGGCCAGGCAGAGGCUGGCCCAGGCUUUAGAGGCCGACAGGCUGGCCAGAGAGGCAGAAAGGAUGCACGACCAGGAGGAGAGGGCUGCAAGCCAGGUGGGAACAGGAGCAGGGGUUGCAGGAGGACCCUCGAAGUGA